Molecule: messenger RNA, 795 nt
Organism: Drosophila nasuta
Lineage: Eukaryota; Metazoa; Arthropoda; Insecta; Diptera; Drosophilidae
Exons: 2
Coding region: 43-426 (127 amino acids)
Source: RefSeq, a predicted model, not a curated record
CUCAAAACACAAUGAGAGGCAAAGCGCCAUAAAAGCCCCAAAAUGACUUCGUCGUCGUCGUCGCUGUCUGCGACGUUGACUGCGCUGCGCUGCGCUGCCUUUACACCAACUACCUGUGGAUGGUGGUCAGACCAAAGCGAGAGAGCGAGAGCGAAGAAAUUGAGAGCGCCAAAGAGCGCAGCAACCGGGCGAUCGGCAGCGAGCAAAGCAAAAGCAAAAGUUUUUCCCAAUCACUUUUACUCUCUACGGAACGCCAAAAUCAACAGUAGCAGGCAGCAGGCAGCAGCAACAAAAACAUUGCCCAGGGCGCUGCAAGGCAGUUUACUUAACCUGCAAGUUGUUGGUGUUGUUUUUUCCAUUUGCUUUGGCUUUGUGAGUUGCAUGCAAGAAAUAAAGUCAAACUGCUGUGACUCCGCAUUGCGAUAACCGCUAGACUCCUUUAUGUCGCUAUUAAUGACACAGCACUUUGACUUUGCGAAGCAUGUGACGUCACUGUAGAGCCACAGAGACGCACACAUACAGCACACACGCAAAAACAAACCAAAAGCUACUCGUAUACGUAUUCGAAUAUAGUGACGAACUGCUGCCGAAACGACUUUAAGUUUGUGGGCGUUCGCUUUCAUUUUCGUUUGCUGCUCAGAGAGCAAUUGUGGACCCAAGAGCAAAAGCAAUAGCAACAACAAAAACAACUUAGUCGGUACUCCAACGCACUUCCCCCUCUCUAACACAUUUUGUAUUGUGUUUGAGCUGCUUGCUGCUUAGAAGGAAAUAAAGCUUUAGAUGCACUGCUUGUUG